CAACUGCAAAGCUGGCAGGGGUUUUUUUGCUGAAAAAGGGGGGAAAAAUUGAACAUGAUUUAUCUUGGUUUGGUGAUUAGAAAGUGUAGAAAAGAACGGAGCCCAGGGGUUAUUCCAAAGACAGCGAAAGCAGCUGGUUCCGCUCGCUCUUCGUUCACAAGGUGGAUCCCCGAAAAGACGCUCAUUCACCUGCUCUCCAAGAAAGAGACCAACCACCUCUACAAGAUCCAAUUCCACAACGUCAAACCCGAAUGCUUGGAUGCCUACAAUAAACUUGCGGAAGAAGUGCUUCCCAAGCUGCAUUCAGACACCGGGUAUCCGUGCGAGCUGGUUGGCAACUGGAAUACUUGGUACGGCGACCAGGACCAGGCAGUUCACAUCUGGAGGUUCAUCGGUGGCUACUCCGCCCUCAUGGAAUCCAUGAACAAGCUGAGGGAGAAUCAGGAAUAUUUACGAUUCCGCAAAGAGAGGAGCCAGAUGCUCCAUUCCCGAAGGAAUCAGCUGCUCCUGGAAUUCAGUUUUUGGAAUGAACCCCUGCCCCGCGCCGGGCCCAACAUCUACGAGCUGCGAACGUACAAGUUGAAGCCCGGGACCAUGAUUGAAUGGGGGAACAACUGGGCUCGGGCAAUUAAACAUCGUCAAGAUAACCAGGAAGCGGUGGGCGGCUUCUUCUCCCAAAUCGGAGAGUUGUACAUCGUACAUCAUUUGUGGGCCUACAGGGACCUGCAAUCUCGAGAGGAGACACGGAACGCUGCCUGGAGGAAGCGAGGAUGGGAUGAAAAUGUUUACUACACAGUUCCUCUCGUGCGGAGCAUGGAGUCCCGAAUCAUGAUCCCGUUGAAAAUUUCCCCGUUGCAGUGACCCGCCUUCCCAGGGAAGCGCGGGGCUCAACCGUCACCCAGGAAAAGAAGGAGAAGAAGAGAGAAGAAACUAUGUUACAUUUCCUCCCCGGCCCUUUUUCCCUCUAAUAAUCUUCGUUACAUCCCGAUUUUCUAACUUUUUCUGCUUUGCUUGCGUUUGCUCCACCUACGGCGCUUAUACGGACUUCGUCUCCCAGAAUUCCCCAGCCAGAAAGCUCAUAAGAAUGCUGGGACUUCAACUCCCACAAUUCCUGCAGUCGGCGUGGCCCUGCUGGGGAAUUCUGGGAGUCGAAGUCCUCACAUCUUAAAGCGUCAGGGAUCUCCACUGCCGAUUUGCAACUGGGCCACGAGCCGGCACGCACACAGCUUAACUCGCCUGCCCGCUGGGCUGGUGUGCAUGCAUACGCAGCUGAGCUGCCAGUGCGCAUGCAUGCCAGCCCACCACUCGCGUGGCCCAGUUCCCCUCUCGCUCCCCAGCUGUGACUCCCACAGAGUCACAAAAACCGGGGACCACUGCCCUAAGUUGAGAGAAAAAAUAUAUCUAGAGAGAUUCUGUCCUUUUUUUGGUAAUCAUUCCAUUCUAUUUUUCCUUCCUCCCAACCUGUUAAUUCCCAGGCGGAUGAGGGAACGCUUAAGCUUGUUCUUCAGAGGAAGAGGAAGAUCCCAAUAUUUGAUCAAUGGCUAUUGACACCUUAGCAGAUUGGUGUCCGCGGUGAGGGGGCGGAGACUUUUUUUUAAAAAAUUGGGCACCGGAUUCUCUUGGCUAGCAUCCGUCCUCUUUCCUGGAGGGGGAAGGUGAGCCUUUCCCCAGCCAGCUAGCCUCUUUUAAGAAGGACGCGCAUUUUGACAUUUGGGAGCAUGGAUGUGGGCUUGCUGUGGCUGCAGAUGCUCUUACCAUGCAUGUGAGAUGGAGCCAUGUAAUAAAGAGAAUGGAGCAAUAACAAUAAUAAUAAAAAUGUCUGCUUUUCAA
Messenger RNA from Thamnophis elegans (Western terrestrial garter snake), 1830 nucleotides. RefSeq names its product protein NipSnap homolog 1-like. NCBI's taxonomy places the organism in Eukaryota, Metazoa, Chordata, Lepidosauria, Squamata, Natricidae. The record is from RefSeq and is a predicted model, not a curated record. Gene Ontology annotation, cellular component: mitochondrion.